AAACACGUUGUCAAGGAAUCGCUGUGGACUACAAAUUCCGCAACAUGUUUGUUCCCGUUUUUACCAACACAUGAUACAAGCAUUUUUAUCGCAUAGUGGUCAUAUUUUUUAACAGCAAUGUUAGCUGAGUCUAGAGAUCCAAAGCCAGUUGGAUCAGAUGCACAAUGGAAGUCCUCCAUCAUUGUGAACAGUAAACAUCCACGGAAUGAAAACAGGCACCAGCGGCAUGCAUCCGGCCAAAGAAGUAGCUUUCUGGGACUGGAAACAAAGACUGAGCUGGUCUGGGAGGACUGGGGUGUUGGUAGAGAAUUCACCAAGUCACUAGUGUUAAAGAAUAUUGGCCUCAAGAUCCAGAAACUUCAGUUGAGACCUCCAGUGUCCAAAUUCUUCACCAUCUCAGUUUCUCGGAUCAUUGCCGUCAGCCCAGGAACUACUUUGUCCAUACCGGUCACAUUUAGACCAUCUGAGAAGUGUGCGUAUGAUGACAGCAUUGAGUUCCACGGCAAAAGUGGCAGCUUCCAAGUAUUCCUUCGGGCAAUUAUUCCCUAUCCUGCCUUGGAAGUGCCAAACACCGUGCUCCUUCCACUCUGUGCUGUUCAUCAGUCUGCUUCUACUACCUUCCAGCUACAAAAUCUGAGCAAACUCCACACAUACUUCAAAUGGGACUGCCCAGAGCCGUUCCAAGUGAAUCCAGCUGAAGGUGUGCUGAAGCCCAGCCAUGUGCUUGAAAUCACUGUCCUGUUCAAACCACAGGCAGCCAUGUUGUUUCAUAAACACGCCUAUUGUAGCUUUGGAGAGGAAGGAGGCGAAACCAACAGCUGCUGCACAGCACUUCUUCAGGGAGCUGCCAAGUACCCAUGUCUUCAUCUGAGAAGCUCAUCUUCCAAGGGUGAAAAAGAUCCUGGUGAUUCAGUGAUUAACUUUGGUUCUGUACCAAUCGGCAAAAGUGCACAAAAGUCUUUUGGCAUCUACAAUUCCUCACAUGUGACUGCAUUUUUCUCUCUUACACGUAUUUCUGGAGGCGUGCCCCUGUUGGGGUCUGAGUUCACCUGUGAUAUCAGCAGCGGUAACGUUGGCCCAGGUGAAACUGUGUCAGCACAAGUCACCUUUGCACCUGUGGUUGCUGAUGCUGUUUCUGUAGAGUAUUUGACAAUAGAAUGCAAAGGAGCACUCAACCAAACAGCACUUAAGCUCACUGGAAGCUGUGAAGGUCCCAAGGUGUCAUUGUCUUCAUUUGUGGUUGACUUUGGCUGUGUUAAAGAAGGAGUUACAGCCUCAAAGACAAUUGAAAUGGUUAAUUAUUCAUGUGCUGAGGCAACCUACCAGUGGGACCUUGACUGUGCUGGACACAGCGUGUUCAGCAUCCAACCACAGUGUGGCACUAUACUACAACAGAGCAGUGUAACGCUGACCAUAAACUACCUCCCUACCAUGCCUAUUGCAUGUCACAGAUGUGUACCUUGUUUGAUACAUCAGUGGGAGCCUUUGUUCCUUGACCUGAUUGGUACCUGUCACUCGGAUGCCCAGGAACCAAAUGUACUGACACCAGAACAUUUGUCAGACAGUAAAAAGUCAGACAUGAUUAGUGCCUCGAUGCCAAGCUACAGCACAUACUUGGAUGAGUCAAGCCGACAGCCAGACGGUUCAAGUGGGAUGUCAAGCACUCCCAGGGACAAUGAAAAGCGUUCCUCGGUGGAGGUGGAUUCACUUCAAAGUCAUGCAUCUUCAUCCUCCACACAUGUAUCUGUGGUGCCCAAUGAGCUGCUGUUUCAUCACAGUUCCUCCAGCUUGUCUUCCACGGCCACUCCGUCUCAGGCUGUGGCCAUCACCAAUUACACAUCUGUGAAAAUCACUCUGGUGUGGACCAUUGCCCAAGACUCUCCGUUCUCUGUCUCUCCGAUAACAUGUGACCUGUCCCCACUAAAGUCCACCUCAUUCAGAGUGUCAUACAAUCCCAAAGAGCUAAAUACACUACAUGGAGCUCAACUUGAGUGCAUGGCUGUGAAAGUACAGCAGGGGUCUGACGAAGAAGAGAAACAGAUAUGUUUACCCUGGUGUGUCAUUGUCAGUGUGAUUGGCGAAUCCUUUGAAUAUGGCAAAGAGCACUUUCCCCCAUGUUGCUCUCUUGAACCAAAUAAAGUGAUAUUUGCAGGCCAAAGUGUUCGAUCCCAUCAAACGGUGCUUCUCCGCAAUAACGGAGAUCAGCCACUGACUUUCUGUCGAAACACAAACUACAGCUCAGACACCGCCUUGAAUGCAUCUGUGUUACUCGUGCCAAGAUGCGGCUUAGUCCAACCUGGGAAUCAUCAAAUCUUCACAGUCAUAACAACUCCCAAAGAAGACACUCCUAUAGAGGGACUUAAAUUGCAACUCCAGUUAAAUGUAGCCAAACACAAAAAGGAGAUAACAGUGUUCAGUAUGGUGGAAAAGGUUAGUGUGUCCCUGGAAAGUGGCGGUCAUUUGUAUUUCCAAGAUAUAGCUGUGGGCUCACACGCUGAACGGACCCAUUUCAUCAGGAACAUCUGUCGCUUGCCUCUAUGCUUCCAGUGGAGCAUUCCAGGGUCAGACCACAGUGUUCUCUCUGUUCAACCAAAUGCUGGUAAACUCCAGCCUAAUGAGAGCUUGUUGCAGAGAUGGUCUUUCAGGCCAAUGGAAGAGAAAACAUACACACUGGAACCUACUGUCGCGGUGUGGCCAGUCAACAGCCUUGAGUAUGAAAAGUCAAUUCUUCCCCUCAAAGUUGUAGGAACAGGCUCCAAAGGCUUUAUACAGGCAGUUAGAGAAGUUGUUCAUAUGGAGGAUACCCUGGUUGGAUGUUCUCAGUCAAUUGAUGUUCCUCUUGUGAACAACAGUACCUGCUCAGUCUCCUUCAUUCUUUUUGUUGAGCAGACAAAACAAGAUGUGCAAACUCAUCAGGACCCUCAACCUGAGACAUGUACACAGACAGCUCUGCAGCUUGACCGCCAAAGCGGAAACAUGGCGUCACACUCCACAUUGAUGCUCCGAGCCACAUUUAGGCCGGAUAGACAAGCCCUGUACCAGUGGACCAUCAGCUACCUCACACUAAACCGCAGUGGUGUGCCAUUGUCCUCACCCAUGCCAGUGUGUGAAAUACGUGCUAAGGGUGUGUUCCCCAAACUACAGGUGACGGAUGCAUGCAGUGGUGGCUUUGGAGCUUGGCUCAACAAGCCAUAUGUUUGGAAGCUCUUCUCAGUGGAUAGCCUCAAUGAGCAGCUACUCUCCAUCCCCUCCCCUGUGGAGCACACUUACAGAACCCCAGUAAAGCAUAGUAUGCGUACAUACCCCACCAUCUUAAUCAAAGCCAUGUUGGAUUUUAACUUCAGUUCGGCUCCCCUGAACUCAGAAGCUUCUACUUUUGUGUUGGUGUUUUACAAUCCUGGCUGCAUCCCUGUAGAUUGGACAUUCUUGUUUCCAGAGGACCAACAGGUAGACUUUAGGCAUUGGACCCAGGCAGAAGAGUUAUGUCACGAUGAGCUUCACCAGAUGAAGGUUGCAGAACUUUUCAACAUUUCUCCCCGUACAGGGACGUUACUUUCAGGCCAGCAGAGGGCAGUACAGUUCAGUUAUAGUCACAUCAUGGUUGGAACACAUCAGUUACCAAUCAUAUUAAAAAUUUCACACGGCAGAGAGAUCUUGUUGCACUUCCAAGGGGUGACAGUGGAUCAAGAGAGGCCGUAUCUGUACUUUCUAUCCAGGCAUCAUGUUUUCACUCCAGUCAUGAUUGGGGAUUUAACAUCUCCAGUGCAGACGUAUGACCUUUACAACGGUGGUGAUAUUCCUGUCCAUUAUGAAGUGGAUGAGCUUGUGUUGUCGCAGCUACAAGAGAACAGUUUUAAUCAUCCACUGUUGUGCUGCCUCAACCCAGUGGGAGACAUUCAACCUGGGAAGAUGGCAUCACUGGAAUUUAUUUUCUCUCCAUUGGAGGCCAAAAUGCACAGUGUGGAUAUUCCUAUUCACAUCCAAGAUGGGGACACUACACUAAUAAGGUUUGAUGGUUCUGGCUUAAGUCCUCAAAGUGUGUUCACAAGCAGUGAUACCCAAUCAUCACUACCCUGUGUCCGGAGGAUGCCACUACCAGGACUGGGUGCAGCAUUUCUGUCUCAGGACAGUGUUUCCAUCGGCGACAUCCCAGUGGGCUCAGAGUCUUCAAGAGUCAUCUUCCUUACCAACGUGUCCCUGAAAGAAAUCAUCUAUAAGUGGAACUUGACACAGGUUGUACAUAUCUACCCUGAACAAGGACUUCUAUGUCCAGGAGAGAGCAUCUUAUGUGUUCUGACCUUCAAGGCAACUGACUACCCUACUAUUUAUCGGCUUGAUAUCACCUGUCAGUUGACACAGCAGGCAGCAUGGGAUCAAUAUUAUGAUGCUUUGGAGCGUUUGGAGCAAGAACAAGAGAAGCAAAAACAUGAAUUUACGAUCACAGACCUUGCAGAAAGCCGUAGGGGUUUUACCGAUAAGGUGCCUCAAACAGGAGGGCUGUCGCUGUGCAAGUACAAGGCUCUUCCGCCUAUUUGUUCUAGGUUAGCACGAGCAGAGCAGCGGAUGCAGUCUGAUCCUGUAAAAGUUUGGAAACGCCCUGAACUGCCUCAACCUACUCUGCUGCAUAUGGGUGUGACAGCACGCUCCUAUAGGUCUCAGGAAUACUUCACACACUUCCCUGAGCAGUUCAAUAAUCAUUUCAGGUGCUUCUUCUUCAGCAAGCCCCUGAGGCCUAAAACAAUGUGGUGCGAUGCAGUCCUCACUGAUGAGCAUCCAUUACGGAGACAUGGUCCUGAGCGAAACUUCCUGGAACAUAUCAUCACCUCUGUGCUCUGGACCAUACUGGAUGAUGAAGAAUUUACUCAGUCUCUGCUUUGUUUGGCAUCUAAACCCCUUACCUACAAACCUCGAAUAAGCUCUUCCUCCCUUCUGCCAACACCCCAACCUCAAACCGAAUUGGAGGAGACAGCAGCUUCAUCGGCUAUAUUGCAUAGCCAAGCGGACAGUAUGAUCAGUGCAGAAUGUUUAGAGACCCGGCUGGAAAUGAAACCAGACUUUCAACGUGUAUCUGCUGCCAUGUGCAAUGUCAUAUUGCUCAACACCCUCCAGAAUCUGAUGACGGAGGCUGUCAGAGGAGAAUUUAACUUCACAGAACCUUCUCGGACUGAUCACUCAUCACAUACCUCUGCCAGGAGGUACUCCAGUGGCAAAGUCAAGAAGGAUGAGACAGACAGAGAGAGAAUCCAAAAUGAAGAAACACAACAUGACCAACCCUCCUUACCAUCUGCCUAACACAACUUUUUUCCACUGAGGGGCACAUCCUGGAAAAUGAAAGGACGCAGGAGCCAAUUAGAUUUUGUAGACCAACACGUGUAGAUAUGCGAAGAAGCUAUAUGGCUAUAUGUUUUAGGAAAAAAACUGCACCUAAGCUUUGUGAUAUAGGUAAGUUGGGCAUCGAGUCUCGAACAUCAAUGGAAACCAGGACUAACAUUCCAAUUCUCCGUUCCAAUAUUUUUAUUUUAAUUCCUAGUUCGAUGCCCACUUCGCCAAAGAAAUAGCCGCGAACAGCCAAAAAGAACAAUGUGUUUUUCAGGACUACCAGUGUUUAAAAAUCUUAGGUAGAGCCACUAGUCGUGGUGGGAAAAAGCUUUUAGCAACCCCGCUCCCAGUAUGCACACUCUUUAAUGCUACAUAGACAAGUGGUUUUGUUCUAUUACUUAUAAAAAAUAAACACAGGACACUCAUUAAUUGUUA
Molecule: messenger RNA, 5754 nt
Organism: Doryrhamphus excisus (bluestripe pipefish)
Lineage: Eukaryota; Metazoa; Chordata; Actinopteri; Syngnathiformes; Syngnathidae
Source: RefSeq, a predicted model, not a curated record